AUGUGGUAUAAUCGUACCCACAUUGAUUGUGCACAAGACGCAAAGAAAUACUCCGAGCCGAUAGAAUUCCCCCCGAAUAUCGAAGAACAGGAUCCAAAGGUCAAUGUGUUGCACCUUUUGCACAUGCUUCGUCACCUCGAGACGCUGGAAAUCAGAGCUGGACCACGCUAUGAUAGGGGUAUCCACACCUACCUCUCCAAUUUUCUGAAUGGGAGAGAUUUCUCAACCAGACUACGAAGUUUCACAUGGUGGGACGUCGAUGUCGAUAUACGUACCCUAAUACCUGCACUUUUGAUUCCAUCUGUGAAGGAGGUCCAUAGUAGCCAAGCAUCUCGGAAGGAUCACAUGGACUAUGUCUGGGGCCCUGACCUUCCGCAAAAUCUUCAAUCCGUUUCUCGGGAUGGUCAGUCUAAUGUUGAGAGGCUCACGUUAUCCUUGGUUCAAGUCGACGGUCUUAAUCUUUCCGAGCUUCUUCGCCUUCCUCGUGCCCUCAAAGUGUUGACAUAUCAUGGUGGCAUCCGCUAUCAAUUAGCAGACCAACCCCCUCUUCGUGUCUUUAAGCGAGCACUCAGUCACGUCGCGAGCGAACUCGAAUUCCUUGAUCUAUUUUGGAACUCAACCCUGCCGUUCGACGACGAUUCCACCCUAUCAUUCCAAAAAUUCGUAUCUCUCAAAUUCCUUGUAGUCAAUUGCUCCCUUAUUCAUGACCCUCGUUCACCUACCAACGGUUCUCUCCUUUCCGAAUCAUUACCUCCAUCCCUUGAGGUACUAUACAUGUACGGGCCAUACCCUAAAAUCUGGCACAGAAACGACAUCCUCGAAUGUUGGAAGCUAGUUUUGACCGAAAAAUCUACUACAUAUUUGCCCAAUCUGUGGUUUAUUGGUCAUUGGAACGACUUGGAUCUCUUGAUACCUUUUCUCGAUUUAGCAAGCAGUCAAAAUGUGCAAAUAGCGCUAGAAUUUCAGGAACUGAUUCGAGUUAAGGAGGCAUUCCUUUCGAAAAUAAAAUAG
Molecule: messenger RNA, 1011 nt
Organism: Acaulospora colombiana
Lineage: Eukaryota; Fungi; Glomeromycota; Glomeromycetes; Diversisporales; Acaulosporaceae
Source: the annotation of a GenBank genome assembly